Acanthoscelides obtectus is the source of this 819-nucleotide messenger RNA. The record is from the annotation of a GenBank genome assembly. NCBI's taxonomy places the organism in Eukaryota, Metazoa, Arthropoda, Insecta, Coleoptera, Chrysomelidae.
AUGCCACGGAAAAGGAUUAAUAAAACGGAAAGAGCCUCACGUGAUCUAUCUUUAUAUGAAUCUGCAUAUGAUGUGGUACUGUCUGGAACGUCAAUUCGAGCAGCUGCAGCCCAAUUUGGUCUGUGCCAUGUGUCCCUAUUACGUUAUAAGAAGAAAAGAGAAAACUCAGUCGAUUGCAUUACAAAAGUUAGUAUGGGAUACAAGCCCGCUAAUCGUGUUUUUUCAAAUGAACAAGAAAACGAAAUGGUUAAAUAUAUCAAGAAAGCAGCAGAUAUUUAUCAAGAUAGUGACGAAAAUAUUCCGUUGUCUGCGUUUCGUUUAAAGGAAGGAAGAGCAGAUGCGAUCCUUAUCAGGACACCUGCAAAACUUUUACAAGUUCAUGACGAAGCCACUCCAACUUCGUCAGAAUUCGUAAAAGUUGUAUUUUCCCCAGAAAACGUUAGACCAUUUUCCAAAGCUCCACCAAGAAAAGGUACAAUGAAAGGAAGGAAAAAAAGAAAGUCCGCAAUUUAUACAGACACCCCAGAGAAAAUAGAAAUAGAGAAAGAAGUUGAGGAAAGAGAAAAAAAGAGAGUAAAAAGAAACUUAGGCAGUCAGGGAAAUAGACCAAAUAAUAAAGUUCCUAGAAAGAAAAAAACUGGAUCGGCAGAAAGCAGUGAAGACGAAAAUGAAUAUUUUUGCCUAGUUUGCGCCGAACCUUAUGGGAAUAGCAGAAAGGACGAGAAAUGGAUCCAGUGCACACAGUGCAAGAUGUGGUCACACGAAGAGUGUGUAGCACAAAACUUGUUCUAUGUUUGUCACAAUUGUGAGUCAGAGUAA